AUGGUUGUUUUGUGUGGUAGGGGGGAGUGGGGUGGGGCUGUUGUGAGUGGGGAGAGUAGAGGGGGGGGGGGUUGGGGGGGGGGGGUAGAGGGGGGUGGGGGGGGGAGGAAGACGGGAGGGGGGGAUGGUGCAGGGCGGGGGGAGUGGGGGGGGGUGAAAGCCUGCGUUCCUGUGUGGCAGAUUUAUAUACGGUGUAACAAACAAAACAUGAUGUUGUGGGCCACUGAGCUGGAGUUCCAGCAGGAGAAGGUAGCGAGCCUCACGUCCAGGAAACUCUGGUGA
This is a messenger RNA of Dicrocoelium dendriticum, 282 nucleotides long. The record is from the annotation of a GenBank genome assembly. NCBI's taxonomy places the organism in Eukaryota, Metazoa, Platyhelminthes, Trematoda, Plagiorchiida, Dicrocoeliidae.